AUGGAAUUGGAUAUAUCGAAAUUGGAUCGUUUAGAGAAAUUGAAUUGUUGUAAACAUUAUUGGUCUAAUGUACCAAUGGAAAUAUAUAUAUCAAAUGAAGAGAAUAAAUUAUUAACAAUUCGUGAUAAUAAUAUUAUUAUUUGGCAAUCUAAUGAUAAUUAUUGUAAAUUUCUUUAUUGUUAUCAUAAUUCUAAACAAAUUACUUUAUUACAACUUAUUAUUUUAUUUUCUAAUAAUAAACAUAAACGUUUAUAUUUUUCUAAAGUUAAUUCUUCCGUUACGGUGACUGGUCCUACGGAUAGUACACCUGUACCUGGUACUGUAAGUACUACUGUUACUAAGGAUACUAAUACUAAUACUAAUAAUAGUACUGAGGAUACUAAUACUAACGAAGUCCAUUUCGGGGAUAAGGAAGCCCCUUUUGGGGCUGUUGGUGAGGAAACUACUGGUACCGUUGGAGCAAGCACCGUAACGGGAAAAUGGAUACAAAUAGAUAAUGAUAUAUUAUAUAAUGAAAUAAAUAAAUUAAGUGAAAUAUUACCAAGAAAUGAAAGUGAAAUGGAACGUUGGACAUUAAAUUCGAAUAUAGAAAAUUUUAUUCCUAAAAUGAAACCGAAAUAUUUUGCUGUAGAUUUGGAUCGUACAUUUUUAAUACAUAAUUCCAAGAAAAUGAUUGAAAAUAUUAAAUCAUUUGAAUAUUUAAGAAAUAAUAAUUUUAUUCCAUUUUUUUGUACAGGUACUGCGUUACGGUGA
This is a messenger RNA of Theileria annulata, 753 nucleotides long. RefSeq lists its product as uncharacterized. The transcript has a single exon. NCBI's taxonomy places the organism in Eukaryota, Apicomplexa, Aconoidasida, Piroplasmida, Theileriidae. The record is from RefSeq and is a predicted model, not a curated record. The coding region runs from base 1 to 753 and encodes 250 amino acids.